Messenger RNA from Branchiostoma floridae (Florida lancelet), 3159 nucleotides. RefSeq names its product deleted in malignant brain tumors 1 protein-like. Gene Ontology annotation, cellular component: membrane. Bases 13 to 2832 code for a protein of 939 amino acids. The record is from RefSeq and is a predicted model, not a curated record. NCBI's taxonomy places the organism in Eukaryota, Metazoa, Chordata, Leptocardii, Amphioxiformes, Branchiostomatidae. The transcript is spliced from 9 exons.
AUUUCCUCCAAAAUGGCGAGUGCCGUACUGCUCGCUGUGUUGGCCCUGUGCGUUAGUUUCCCUGCCCGAGCCCAGGAUGUUAGACCCCACCAGGAGUAUGCAGAUAAGGGCUACUGUACCUACACCUAUGUGGUUCCGCCUGGGUCCCGUACUGGGAGCUUUUCUCCGCCACGUCUAGAGGAACAGCUCGCCGAGACCAAGGAGGAAACGGGCCGCUUGAAAAAUCAGGUGGAUCUCUUGGUGCAAACCUUGCUGGGUCUGCAGUCAGUUCUCACGUCCAGGGUGGACAGUUUGAGCGCUGAACUGUCAGAGGAGAAAGUCAGGAGUGCACAGCUGGAACAGAACCUGACACAGGAGCUACAGGAACAAGAAACCCGUCUCCAAACCCAGGUACAGAACCUGACCCAGGAGCUACAAGAACAAGAAACCCGUCUCCAAACCCAGGUACAGAACCUGACCCAGGAGCUACAAGAACAAGAAACCCGUCUCCAAACCCAGGUACAGAACCUGACCCAGGAGCUACAAGAACAAGAAACCCGUCUCCAAACCCAAGUACAAAACCUCACACAGGAGCUACAAGAACAAGAAACCCGACUCCAAACCCAGGUACAGAACCUGGCACAGGAGCUACAAGAACAAGAAACCCGUCUCCAAACCCAGGUGCAGAAUCUGACCACAACCUUUUACGAGCAUGACGUGAUCAUCAAACAACUGCUGCAGCUGGUACCGGAUGACGUCAGCACCACGCUGCCUAGUGACGCAGUGCCCAACACUGUCGCCCCAAUAACUGGGAUGACGUCACCUAUGGAGAUACAGCCUUCCACUGGAAGCGCCGAAAGUAGAGCAGCUGAGAUCACCACAACAACUUCAGCCACUCCUGGCGCGGCGCCUGUAAUCGGAAUGCAACUUCAAAUCCGUCUUGUUGGCGGGUCUACUCUGCUUGAUGGCCGAGUGGAGGUCCGAAACGGUACCGGCCAAUGGGGCUCCGUCUGUGAUGACAACUUUGACCUGCAGGACGCUCAUGUUGUCUGCAGACAGCUCGGCUUCGGGGCGGCCCUGGAGGUGAAACCGGCGGGUCAUUUUGGGGAAGGUUCGGGGAACGUCUGGCUGGACGAGGUGGCCUGCAGGGGCAUCGAGACGAACCUUGGAGACUGUCCUGCUGACUCCUGGGGACGGAGUGACUGUUCACACAAGGAGGACGUGGGGGUCGUCUGUGCAGGAAACGCAGCUCUUCGGCUGGUUGGCCUUCCGGCUCCCUGGAAAGGACGGCUGCAAAUCCGGCCGUGGCGAGCGUUAGAGUGGGGUGCCGUGUGCAACACCGGCUGGACCGAGGCUGAGGCCGGGUUCGUGUGCAGACAGAUGGGUUAUACCGGCGGGGUGACGUCAUCUGGGCAGGCAGACAUCGGAGAAGGGUCGGAGAACAUCUGGCUGGGUGACGUCACCUGCAGCGGAGACGAGACCAACAUCCUGUCCUGUGACUUCAGCUGGGAACCUUCUGACUGUGAUCAUAGCCAGGAUGUACAGAUCAUCUGUACAGGUGGUGUGUCAGUCCGCCUUACUGGCAGCCAAAGUCCGUUACAAGGCCGAGUGGAGGUCCGGAAUCGCCAUGGAGACUGGGGGACGGUCUGUGGUGACGGGUUUGACGACAGGGACGCCCAGGUGGUCUGUAGACAGCUCGGGUAUCGGGAUGGAGUCGCCACGGCAGGAGGAGACUUCGGAGAAGGGACGGGAAACAUCUGGUUACAGAAUGUCGACUGCAGCGGGGCAGAAUCUUCUGUAGGUGACUGUCAGAUUCAGAGUUGGGGCAAUCAAGACUGCAGCCACAGUCAGGACGCAGGGGUCGUCUGUACAGGUGCCGUGUCCGUCCGACUUACCGAAGGCCAGACUUUAUCAGAAGGCCGAGUGGAGGUCCGGCCCGGAAAUGGAGACUGGGGGACGGUCUGUGAUGACGGGUUUGACGACAGGGACGCCCAGGUGGUCUGUAGACAGCUCGGAUAUCCUACAGGAGUUGCAAGGGUGGGGGGAGUUUUUCCAGAAGGAACAGGAAACAUCUGGCUGGACAAUCUCAACUGCACGGGGAACGAGUCUUCUGUAGCGGACUGUGAGAUCAACAGGUGGGGAGACCACGACUGUACCCACAAGGAAGACACAGGAGUCGUCUGUGAAGCAGGGGAAGACUGUGGCAAGUAUCAUUCGUCAGGAUGGACAACAAGUGGAGUCUACCCAAUCGUUCUCGGACUCCCCGCUGAUGUGGAGGCGUACUGUGACAUGGAUACCGCAGAAGGCGGGUGGACUGUGAUCCAGCGGCGGCAGGACGGGUCGGUUCCCUUCGACCGGACCUGGGAGGAGUACAAACUGGGCUUUGGGAACAAGAACGGGGAGUACUGGCUGGGGAACGAGAACAUCCACCUGCUGACCAAUCAGAAGAACUAUCGCCUGAGGAUUGAACUUUUGGACUGGCAAGGGGAGUCAUGGUGGGCAGAGUAUAGCACCUUCAGUUUGAUGUUCCCAUCCAGGGUGUCCGGUGAGUCGGACGGGUACCGGCUGCACAUUUCCGGGUAUUCCGGCACCGCGGGAGACUCCAUGGCUUACCACAACAGGCAGAAGUUCUCCACUGUGGACAGGGACAAUGAUGACUGGAGCAGCGGCCAUUGUUCUCUGCUGCGCGGACCGGCCGGCUGGUGGUUUGGGAGCUGCAGCCAGUCCCUCCUCAACGGCCGUUACCUGGGCAACUGUGGGGACUCCUGUCCAUCCUCGCAAGGUGUGGUGUGGUACCACUGGAGAGGCUAUCACUACUCCCUGAAGUCUGUGUCUAUGAAGAUCAGGCCAUAAACAACUUUCUGCAUUACCUGUGUUAAAUCGGUUGAGAGUUUUUUAUGAAUUUAUAAAACACCAACAUUAUAAAAUGCUGCCUAGGCAGACCCGUGUAAUGAGUUGUAUCAUUGUCAAGAAAGAAAAGAAAGAAAAUAAACCCAGUAAUAUUACUUGUCUGGUCAUGGCCAACCCUCUAUCAAAUCACCUUUGAUUAACAGAUAAAACUUGUUUGCUCAUGAUCGGACAUUAAAUUUUGCAUAUGUGCACUAAUAAUUUGCUGCGUUUUGUAAGAUUUUCACUUUUUGUAUUAUAUCCUUAAUCAAUGGUUGUAGCAUUUUGGCUGUU